This is a messenger RNA of Papilio polytes (common Mormon), 378 nucleotides long. RefSeq names its product peroxisomal multifunctional enzyme type 2. NCBI's taxonomy places the organism in Eukaryota, Metazoa, Arthropoda, Insecta, Lepidoptera, Papilionidae. The record is from RefSeq and is a predicted model, not a curated record. The transcript has 3 exons. Gene Ontology annotation, cellular component: cytosol. The annotation marks the transcript as partial.
CGGAGAUGUGGCUGGAGGGCACGAGGGUGCACUUCCAGACCAAGACCAAGGAAACCGGCAAUGUUGUUAUUUCAGGUGCUUUCGUCGAUCUUAAGAAUGUUGUGAAAGGUGACAAUGCAGCAACAUCCGCUCCCAGUCAGUCAUCAUCUAACUUGAAGAGUGAUGGAUUGUUCGCAAAGAUUGAUGAACAAGUAAAAGCUAAUCCUUCCUUAGCUAAAUCUAUUGGAGCUAUCUAUCUCUACAAUAUUACUGAGAAUGGCAAGACUGUGAAGCAAUGGACUUUGGACCUUAAGACCGGUUCAGUUUACGAGGGUGCACCAAAGAGUGGCAAACCGGAUACAACCAUGACAUUAUCGGAUGAAGACCUCAUAGCGCUAG